Molecule: messenger RNA, 372 nt
Organism: Puma concolor (puma)
Lineage: Eukaryota; Metazoa; Chordata; Mammalia; Carnivora; Felidae
Source: RefSeq, a predicted model, not a curated record
AUGUGCCACACCAGCUGCUCCGCGGGCUGCCAGGCUUCCUGCGGCUCCUCCAGCCCCGGCCAGGUGUCCUGCUGUGUGCCCGUGAGCUGCAAGCCCGUGUGCGUGCCCGUGAGCUGCAGACUCGCCGUGUGCGUGCCAGUGAGCUGCAGGCCCGAGUGUGUGCCUUCCUGCCAGUCCUCCACGUGCGUGCCUGUGAGCUGCAGACCCACCGUGUGCGUGCCCGUGAGCUGCAAGCCCGAGUGUGUGCCCUCCUGCCAGUCCUCCGUGUGCGUGCCCGUGAGCUGCAGACCCGAGUGUGUGCCCUCCUGCCGGCCCUCCUGCCCCACCCUGGUCUGCAGACCCGUGUGCUGUAGCUCCCCGUGCUGCUUCUGA